Molecule: messenger RNA, 6186 nt
Organism: Lodderomyces oxycetoniae
Lineage: Eukaryota; Fungi; Ascomycota; Pichiomycetes; Serinales; Debaryomycetaceae
Product: DNA-binding ATPase
Exons: 1
Coding region: 1-6186 (2061 amino acids)
Molecular function (GO): DNA binding; ATP-dependent chromatin remodeler activity; TBP-class protein binding
Source: RefSeq, a predicted model, not a curated record
AUGUCGAGAUUGGACAGGUUAGUCGUCUUGUUGGAAACAGGAUCGACCUCCUUUAUACGAAAUACAGCUGCUGACCAACUCUCGGAUUUGGCAAAAUCGCAUCCCGAGGAUAUUUUAAACCUACUAGCAAGAGUAUACCCCUUUCUCAAAUCUCCCCGGUGGGAAACAAGAAUUUCGGCAGCAAGAGCAUUCGGAGGUAUAGUUAAUAAUGCUAGUCUAUGGGACCCAAACUCCAACGACGAUACAAGUGAUACUUUUGUCAAGAAGGAAUUUGAGGUGAGUCUAGAGGGUGAAACUGGAAAUGCUGAAAAUGGUGGUGGAGAAGAGGACCUCGAGACCAGGGUGAAAAUAGAACCUGGAAAGGACCUCGAGACAAGGGUGAAAAUAGAACCUGGAAAGGACCUCGAGACAAGGGUGAAAAUAGAACCUGGAAAGGACCUCGAGACAAGGGUGAAAAUAGAACCUGGAAAGGACCUCGAGACAAGGGUGAAAAUAGAACCUGGAAAAGACCUCGAGACAAGGGUGAAAAUAGAACCUGGAAAUCAAUGCGAGACAAAGGUAAAACUAGAGCAAGAUGAGGAGUUGGCCGAGAUGAAUAAUUGUAUUUCAAAUUUAAUUGAUUUCAGUUCUUUCAGCUUACACGAAUUGAUAAAAGGUGGGGUUAAACUAUUAGCAUCCAAGUCCGAUGAUACCCUCAACCAUGACAACAGUAUAUGUGACGGCGAUAAUACUUUAAUUGCAAGAAUAAAGCGACAUAGAACUAAUAUUCUACCUCAUACCGAAGAGGACUCUGAAUUUAGAACUGAAGAUACCCCAGUGUCAAAUACUCCAACUCCACCAAUAAAACUGGAAAACUGUUACAACACCAAACACGAGCACCCUCAACCUGAUGCAUUGGAUUCCUUAUCAGAAUCCUCAACGCCGGCUCAGUCACCUACGAUAGAUAGACCAAAUUUCAAUAAACCAAGCUCAAGUGCAAGACUCAAAGCAAUACAAAAAAGGAGAGCCAAGGCAAAUGCAAGGUCAGGUGGUAACAAAUUGAAAAAUGUGGACAUAUCUCAGAGUUCCUUGUCACGGAAAAUGAUUGAGAAUGGAGAUUCGAUGGAUAUAGACACUCAAGACCUAGAUAAUAGCAACAACAACAACAACAAUAACAACAACAAUAACAAUAACAAUAACAACUAUAACAAUAACAACAAUAAUAAUAAUAAUAAUAAUAAUAAUAACAACAACAACAACACGGAUGGAGGCCAGGUACAAUUUGAUAUAACCUCCCAACAAGGAGGAUCAAAACUAGUUGUUGAAACUAAAGCAAGUGAGACCUCCCCUUUACUUUCACUUCACAAUAAAGUUGCUGGGUUAAUCUGGCAGUUCCAAGGUGUUUACGAGUUAUUAUUGGCCGAUUUGUUUGAUGACAACUGGGAAGUACGACAUGGUGCCGCGCUUGGUUUGAGAGAAUUAAUUAAAAAACACGGCAAGGAAGCGGGAAGGGUUAUGAAUAAGUCCAGAAGCGAGAAUGAUGCCACCAAUAAGGCGAUAUUAGAAGAUUUGGCAGUAAAGUUAUGUAUUUUGUUUUGCCUUGAUAGAUUUGGUGACUACGUUUCAGACACAGUUGUAGCGCCGGUGAGGGAGUCAGCUGCACAAACUUUGGCUGCUUUAUUAAUUCAUCUUGAUGAUGAAUGCGUUAUUAAGACUUUUGAUUGUUUAAAUACCAUGACUUUACAGGACGACUUGGUGCCAAAGUGCUGGGAAGCCAAACAUGGAGGUAUGUUAGGUGUCCGUUAUCUUGUUAGUGUGAGGACGGAUAUUUUAUUAAAGAUCCCUGGCAUGUUUGAUAAAGUCAUUAAUAUGGUCCUACGCGGUCUUCAAGAAAGUGACGAUGAUGUCCAAUCAGUGUCUGCAUUGACCUUGACUCCGAUAGCAUCUCAAUUUGUCUCUACAAGAGGAAACAUGAUCAAGGUGUUGCUAUCAGUAAUUUGGGACUGCUUGGUGAAUUUAAGAGACGACUUGUCUGCUUCUAUUGGAUCAGUGAUGGAUCUUUUGGCAAGACUUUGCAGCCACAAAGAAGUCAUUGAUAUAAUUCAGCAGGAUGCUAGUCUAAAUGAAAAAAACUCUUUUGAGCAUUUGGUGCCUCGACUAUACCCAUUUUUGAGACACUCUAUUACAAAUGUGCGGAAAGCAGUAUUGAGAACCAUAUUGAAAUUUUUGGCAAUAGAUGACCCAGCAACAAAAAGAUGGAUAGACUAUAAAGCAUUGAGGUUGUUAUACCAGAAUUUACUUGUUGAGCAGAACCCGGAUGUGUUGGAGUUAUCCAAAGAAGUCUUUGACAAUUUGUUAAAUGCAAUCAUAGAAAAUGGAUCAGAUGUUAAUCAAAUAUUUGUCACUCAGGCGAGAGACUUGUUGAGUCUCACACUAACUCCAAUUGGUAUAUCUAGGCACAACUAUCAAAUGAAUACCUCUCUCAUCAUGCGUCCGUCUGGGUUGAUGCUUGGGCCAUUGGAUGAAGAUGAUAAACGUGGUAUUAAACGUGAUAAACGACAAGCUGAUGAGCCAAUCUUGGAUAUUCCGAUUGAGGAUUUAAAGGUCAAUAUUGAUUCUCCGGUUUAUAGAGGAGAUGUUAUGCUUGUUGGGUAUGAAAAAAUGAUAGCAAUGAGGUGUACAGCGUCUAGUGCAUUUGGUAGAUGCUUGUCAAUGAUCAGCUCAAAAGAUAUACUUCUCAAUAUUUUUGAAAUCAUAUCAAAAGAUUUGAAAUCACCGCAUGCAACUGCAAGAUUAUUAAGUGCAUUUAUUAUUGAGUCGUAUGCAACUGCGCUCAAAGAGCGAAACCUUACUUCAGCUCUACCAGCAUCACCACCACCACCACCACCAGAGUUGGUAACUUUGCUUUCUGCAUCUUUAACAGAGACAUUACUGGAAAUGUCAUCAUCAUCAUCAUCAUCAUCAUCUCCUUCUAGCUUUAGAGAAUUAACCCCCACUCUAAAAUCAGUACGGACCUCGUGCUUACAGUUAUUUGAUUGUUUUGUUUCUACUGCUAGAUUGGCACCUUCUAAAAUACCACAAAUUCCUAUUCUCGUACAAGGUGAACCAGAAGCUGGACUUGGCGCUUUUAAUCUUGAAUAUGCCGAAAAGAUUUGUAAUGAAACAUUUGAAAGAUUGAAAAAGAGUUUAUCAACUACACAUAGAUUGUCAGCCAACCAAGCGCUCGAAGAUGCAAGACAUAGAAUAACCGUUGCUAUUGAAGAGUCACGUUUAGCAACAAAUUCAAGAGUGGUUUCUGUAUUGGCUGCUUACGCGGGUGCUCUAUUGGAAUUGACUGGUUUGCCAAAGAAAUUGAAUCCAAUAAUUAAAUCUUUGAUGGAAAGUGUGAAACUGGAAGAGUCGUUGGUUUUGCAAAACAAAAGUGUUCAUUCAGUGGCCAGUAUGGUUCGACAAUUGAACGAAAAUGGAAAACGGAACGUAGCUGAUAAAAUUAUCAAAAACUUGUGUGCUUUCCUGUGUGUUGAUACAGCCGAGGUUCCUGAAUUUCACCAUAAUGCUGGGUUCAAAAAUAACAUUUUGUCGUUAAGAAAAGAAGAAGCUCAAAACGAUCCAGUUGAUGCUGCUGCUCAUGAGAGGGCUGUUCACGAGGCAAGAAUUAAACGUCGUGGAGGUAUAAUGUCGCUAGAAAUGAUUAUUAAAGUUUAUGGCUCAAAAUUGUUUACAGAAGUGCCGAAAUUAAAAGAGCUUAUGAUUGGACCAUUGGCAGAUUUGGGCAAACUUUCAAGUGAAGAUAUAGCAAAGGAUGAAUUCAAAGGCCAGAGCAUUAUUGAUGCAUUGGGUAUACUUAAAGCAUUUUUGCCAAAACUCGAUCAGUCUAUUGUUUCAGAAAUUACCGACGAUUUGGAUCUUUUGCUUCCUGGAUUGAAGUCGGAGUAUUCAGUUUUCCGUUAUUCUACUGCCAAAUGUUUUGCAACGAUUUGUUCAGUUGUGCCAACAAAAGCCUUUAUUUUUUUGGUCAAUUCGGUAUUACCAAUGUUGAAGAAUGCUGGUAGUGUUAGAGAAAGGCAGGGUGCAAUUGAAACGAUAUACCACAUUUCAUCCACAAUGGGCGCAACCAUUCUUCCAUAUGUUAUGUUUUUAAUUGUUCCAAUUUUAGGUAGGAUGAGUGAUUCUGAUCACGACGUUCGUGUUUUGUCCUCGACAACUUUUGCGUCCAUCAUAAAGCUAGUUCCACUUGAGGCUGGUAUUCCAGAUCCGGACGACAUGCCUGAAGAGUUGUUAAAGGGAAGAGAAAAAGAACGGGAUUUCAUUCUGCAAAUGAUGGAUCCUUCGAAAAUAAAACCGUUUGAUCUACCUGUAUCAAUCAAAGCAACAUUACGUAAGUACCAACAAGAAGGUGUAAAUUGGUUAGCAUUUUUAAACAAGUACCAUUUACAUGGGAUUUUAUGUGAUGAUAUGGGUUUAGGUAAGACUUUGCAAACAAUCUGCAUAGUUUCUUCUGAUCAUUAUAUGAGAGCAGAGAAAUAUAAAGAAACUGGAUUAGCUGAGUAUAGACAGUUGUCAUCAUUGGUUAUUUGUCCUCCGUCUUUGACUGGUCAUUGGGAGCAAGAAAUUAAUCAGUAUGCCCCAUUUUUGAAAGCACUUGUUUAUGCAGGAAACCCCAGUACAAGAAUUCCACUUCGAAGUCAGUUGAAGAGUGUUGAUAUUGUAAUCACGUCUUAUGAUGUUGCUAGAAAUGAUGUUGAGUUUAUCACUUCUCUUGAUUAUAAUUAUUGUGUUUUGGAUGAAGGUCAUAUUAUCAAAAACGCAAACUCGAAGCUAGCAAAAGCCGUGAAAAGAGUCAAAGCAGAACACCGAUUGAUUCUUUCUGGUACACCAAUUCAAAACAAUGUUUUGGAACUUUGGUCCUUAUUUGAUUUUUUGAUGCCCGGCUUUUUAGGAACAGAAAAAGUUUUUCAUGAGAAAUUUGCCAAACCAAUAGCUGCAAGCAGGAAUAGUAAAACGUCUUCAAAAGAGCAAGAAGCUGGAGCUUUGGCAUUGGAAUCGUUGCACAAGCAAGUUUUACCCUUUAUGAUGCGUCGACUCAAAGAGGAUGUAUUAUCUGAUUUACCACCCAAGAUCAUACAAGACUAUUAUUGCGAAUUAAGCGACUUGCAAAAAAAAUUAUACAAAGACUUUGCCAAAAGUCAACAAGAAAACAUAAAAGCUGAAGUUUCGUCAUCUGAAAAGCAAAACCAAACUCAAACCCACGUUUUCCAAGCAUUGCAAUAUAUGAGAAAAUUGUGUAAUCAUCCUGCAUUGGUUGUUUCACCACAACACCCGAAAUAUGACGAGGUUAACAAAUUUCUACUGUCACGUAAUUUGAACUUGAAGAACAUUGAACAUUCGCCCAAGUUGUUAUCGUUGAGAACCUUAUUAUUGGAAUGUGGUAUUGGAUCCCAGGAUUCAGAGUACGACAGAUCUCUCAAACUGAAAAAGAGUGACCAACAAUUAUUACCUGCGCAGGGUGUCAUUUCCGAGCAUCGAGCAUUAAUAUUUUGUCAACUAAAGGAUAUGUUGGAUAUUGUAGAGAAUGAGUUAUUGAAAAAGUACUUGCCGUCAGUAACAUAUAUGAGGUUGGAUGGUAGUACUGAUCCGCGUGAUAGACAGUCGAUUGUGCGGAAAUUCAAUGAAGAUCCGUCGAUUGAUGUUUUGUUGCUUACUACUAAAGUAGGAGGAUUGGGAUUGAAUUUGACAGGUGCAGACACGGUUAUCUUUGUGGAGCACGAUUGGAAUCCAAUGAAUGAUUUACAAGCGAUGGACCGAGCUCACAGAUUGGGACAAAAGAAAGUUGUUAAUGUGUACAGAUUAAUUACCAAAGAUACUCUUGAAGAGAAAAUCAUGGGACUACAAAAAUUCAAAAUGAAUAUUGCCUCGACCAUUGUUAACCAACAAAAUGCCGGCUUACAGUCUAUGGACACCAAUCAAUUAUUGGAUUUGUUUGACUUUGAGCAUUCUGGCGUUAAGCCGGAAGAAGCAAGUAAGAAAGAUGAUGAUAAUAAAUCAAAUGAUAAUGGUUCUGUGCAAAGCAAUAAGAUGCCAGAUGAUUUGACUGGUGGUUUGACUGGAAAAGCAGUGGGUGCAGUUGGCGAAUUGGCUGAACUAUGGGACGAACAACAAUAUGAAGAUGAGUACAAUCUUGAUAAUUUUAUCAAGACUUUGAAAUAG